AUGGAUACAACGAGCUUUGUUAGUCAUCGUCAUAGAGCUUGGAUAUUGACAUUAUGUUUUGAUGUUCGUAAAGCCAUGGUUCAGAAAAUAAGGCACAAUUAUGAUAGUCAAGGUGAUAAUGAAACAAAUUACCAAGACUUUCAUGAAAUUGAACUCGAUUAUGAUGCUAAUGCAGAAGAACUUAUAGAAACGAUUGAUGAAUUUGAUUUUGUAUGGUUGUGGGGAAAUGGUUAUUAUAUUGGUGAAAUUGAAGAUGAUGAAUCGGUAUUAAAACCGACGAAUAUUCUUAACUGUUCACAUGGUGGUGUUAUUGAUAAAACAGGUAAUAUAUCAACUGUUGGUUGUAGUAAUAAAGAUGUAAAGACAUUUCUUCUUUCACCACAUUAUUAUUAUCAAGAAAAAGCAGCAAAUGCAGCAAUUGAAUCAACAUAUUUAUUUCUGAAGAAACUAUUGGGAUUUAAUAGAAAGAAAAUAUGA
Molecule: messenger RNA, 477 nt
Organism: Rotaria sp. Silwood1
Lineage: Eukaryota; Metazoa; Rotifera; Eurotatoria; Philodinida; Philodinidae
Source: the annotation of a GenBank genome assembly